Messenger RNA from Vicia villosa (hairy vetch), 580 nucleotides. RefSeq names its product ethylene-responsive transcription factor 2-like. The record is from RefSeq and is a predicted model, not a curated record. Gene Ontology annotation, molecular function: DNA binding; DNA-binding transcription factor activity. The transcript is spliced from 2 exons. Bases 1 to 540 code for a protein of 179 amino acids. Gene Ontology annotation, biological process: regulation of DNA-templated transcription; ethylene-activated signaling pathway. Lineage: Eukaryota; Viridiplantae; Streptophyta; Magnoliopsida; Fabales; Fabaceae.
AUGUGCCAAAUUUCUAGUAGUGGUGACAAUGAUUCAGACACAAUUAUAGAGCGGAGGGAAGUAAGCACGCCUCCUAUAUGGAAGCGGUACAAGGGCGUGAGGCGUAGGCCAUGGGGGAAGUUCGCGGCAGAGAUCAGAGAUCCAAAAAAGAAUGGUGCUAGAGUUUGGUUAGGAACUUAUUUGACCGAGGAGGAGGCAGCUUUGGCUUACGACAAAGCUGCUUUCAAGAUGCGUGGCCAAAAAGCUAAGGUUAAUUUUCCCCAUCUCAUUGGCAAUGACGUGUCUAAGUCAGUACCGGAGAGGGAAGUGGUUUCAGUGGUUUUGAAACGGGACUCGCCAGAGUCUUCAUCGUCCGAGGGAAGUUGCGAGUCAUUGUCACCUGGAUCGAAGAAGAGGAAGGGCAUGGCUGAUCUACUUAACAAAUUAGCGAAGAGUCGAUGUAAAGCUAUGGUGGUUGAGAAUGAGAAAUCCUUACAAGAAAAUGAUUUUGAGCAAUGGGUGAAUGGGUUGAAUGAUUGCACUCUAAUCUGGAGCUCCUAGAGUAGUUCUGUUAAUUUUAUGUUUUCUAUUAUUUUUUCAU